ACAUGAUGUAUACGCCAACCGACUCUCAAUUCUGAAACCAUCUUUCAUUAUAUGCCUCUCUUGUAGUUGCAGUUAUCUUCCUCCCAUUUUAUUAAUCUCCCCCAUCAAAUCUUCUUCGUCUUUUUAAUAAUUCAACGCCUUCUUGUUCAGUUAUGGUGGAUCUUCAAACUGUCUGCUGCAUGUGCGGAGACGUUGGUUUCGCCGACAAACUCUUCCGCUGCAACAAAUGCCACAACCGCUUUCAGCACUCGUAUUGCAGUAACUAUUACAGCGAGUUCUCGGAGCCGACUUUACGGUGUGAUUGGUGCCAAAGCGAAGAAAGAAACUCGAGGCACGGAAGCUCUUCAAAGAAAUCACCGGGUGGGAACGGAACUGGAAUGAUUGUGAAGCUAUCAGAGUAUUCGGGUGACAAAAUCAAGCAACAUGAUCGAGAUUAUGAGAAUCAAAAAGGGAAGCGCAGUGGCGCUCCUUCUCCAAGGCCAACAACACGCAGGUACAAGCUUCUCAAGGAUGUCAUGUGUUAAAAAAACACUUCAAAAAACAACCCAUCUACCAAGAAAAAAACAGGAGAACCUUUUCUGUACUGGUACUAGUAGCAACUAAGCAAAUGUUUCUAAGGUUUAAUCCAGUAGUGUCUUCUUUUGAGGUUUCA
Hibiscus syriacus is the source of this 652-nucleotide messenger RNA. RefSeq lists its product as uncharacterized. The record is from RefSeq and is a predicted model, not a curated record. Lineage: Eukaryota; Viridiplantae; Streptophyta; Magnoliopsida; Malvales; Malvaceae. Bases 153 to 524 code for a protein of 123 amino acids. The transcript has 2 exons.